Pogonomyrmex barbatus (red harvester ant) is the source of this 2108-nucleotide messenger RNA. RefSeq lists its product as uncharacterized. The record is from RefSeq and is a predicted model, not a curated record. NCBI's taxonomy places the organism in Eukaryota, Metazoa, Arthropoda, Insecta, Hymenoptera, Formicidae.
CACAAUCAGUUCUUAUAUUUAAGAUCGUCUUAAGAUUUAACAUUUCAACCAACCAGGACAGUUGUAUGAGCUUAUUUAAGACGAUUUUAAAUAUAAGAAUUGACUAUGAAUAUCGGUCCAAGUAGAACAAAAAGAAUAAAGAUUUCUUGAUUGGAUAAUUAAAUGCUACUCUAUCCGUCGAGAAUUUUGGAACGUAACUUUGGGCCCGCUCUUAACUCCCGCCCUUUUAAAUUCGAUUCGAUUCGAUUUAAAUCUCGAACCGGACUGAUCAAAUUCGAAGAAGGACGAGUAUGUUGAAUUGACAAUUGAAUAUUGUCUAUUUAUUUAUGAUGAUUAUUAAGCUCCUUUGCAGGGUGCAAUGGAAUAAUUUGUGUGAGUACAAAAAAUGCGAAAUGAAAUGAGAUAUUCAAAUAUAAAACUAUUUCUUAUAAAAAAGUUUCCAACGAGCAAUCGACAGGUUAUUCUAUUGGAAUUGACCAAUCGCAAUUUAUCCGCAAAUUUAACAACAAAUACGAUUAGUCAAUUCCAAUGAAAUAAUCGAUCGAUUAAAUUAACUGGAAUUGAUGAAAGUGGCCCUGAUAGUGAGAUCGGUCCUCAUAUUUGUCAUACGAUAAAAUGUUUUUCGAACGUGUUGAUUGGUUAUAGAGCAGUGGAAUUUUCUAGAAAUAUUUUAUCCUGCAGCCAAUCAAUACAUCCAAAAAGACUCUAGGAUUGACGUAUCUUGCUUAUGUUUUAUUUCUCUCUAUUAUCAUUAUCUCUUAUUUCUUUCUAUUCAAUGGUUCUGGAUCCGUCGUUUUGUUGACGUGAUAGUUUUGAAUUUGGAUGUAUUUACACCAAAUAAUUAUUAUACAGAGAGAAAUUGUAUUAUAUCAACUAUUAAAACAUAAAAGUACUACUUGCUAGCAAUAAUCUAUCUAUAAUUUAUCUAUAAAGUAAAAAAAAAAAGAAAAGAAGAGAAAGGAAGAUUGAUUAUUAUUAACGUUGUGUUUUUAUAAUUUAAAAUUAAAUAAUUGUUACGCAGAGACAUAAGUCAUGAGUUAUUUUAGCGAUCUGCAUCAAAUAUCAGAUAUUUCUAGUAUUUCGACAAUCCCCCCAUCCAGCACAUUAAUCGAUAGAGUCGAUUUGUCACAAAGUUUAAGUUUAAACAAUCAUUCUAAUGUUGUAAGAAGUAAUCAUAAGUUUGCGAUAACUCAAGAAACAAGUACAGUCGAAAAAGCAAUAAACUCUUUGGUAUUAUGUGAAGAAAAUAUUAGUGAGCGUAUAAAAACCAAUAUUGUCUAUCAGUGUAUAAAGAAAGCAUCUUUGAAUCACAAAGAUGUUCUGUCGAAAAGCACAGCGAACAAAUUACAAACAUUGCUUUUGAUUUAUCAAUUAGACAAAUAUAUGAAUCUUCCUUCAACAACGAAACAUAUACCAGAUGAACUAAAACUUUUGGGAAUUAUUGAUUUACCAUCAUGUGAUUUAAAUUCUGAUGAGAAAUUAGAAGUAAAAUGUUGCAUCGAGACAAUGCUACGAGAAAUAAUACAUGAUACAAUAUUAAGAUAUGAAGCCUUAGGUGGAAAUGCUAAAGAAGCAUUGAAGGAUAACGAAUGUAACACGCGCAACAAAUUCUUAAAAUGUUAUGAUGUAUCAGCAGUACAAUGGAAAAAUAAAAAUGAAGAUUUGAUUUUGCAAUAUGAAAAUAACUUGCUGAAAUAUAUAAACUUAAUUGAUAAAUGGAAUAAGCUAAAAUAUGAAGAUACAAGCCAAGCAUAUUUAGAAAAAACAGGAUAUUUAUUACUGCAGGCACAAGUUGCCGAAUUACAAGCAAAGAUAACAAAGCUUUCUUGCACGAUCAGAAUGUUCAAAGAAACUCCAACUACUAUUGAUGCUUUUAAAAUAUUAAAUCAAUUAGUUGAAGAAAAAUUAAAAACAAUCACGGAUGAAAUCUACCAAAAGGAAGACUUGAAGAAACGUUAUGAUAAUUUGAAAAAUACAGAAUACGAUCAGAUAUUAUCUAUCUAUUUACAGUUGUGCAAUGCAAUAAAAAAGAAAAGACACAUCUUGGGUAUGCUGUAAAUAAAUAGAAGAUUUUGCGAUUUGAAUGAUUAAAAUGAUGUGUAUUUGAU